Eptesicus fuscus (big brown bat) is the source of this 3229-nucleotide messenger RNA. It is a transcript of the gene SLC26A8, whose product is annotated as solute carrier family 26 member 8. Gene Ontology annotation, biological process: transmembrane transport. NCBI's taxonomy places the organism in Eukaryota, Metazoa, Chordata, Mammalia, Chiroptera, Vespertilionidae. The transcript is spliced from 19 exons. Bases 1 to 2895 code for a protein of 964 amino acids. Gene Ontology annotation, cellular component: membrane. Gene Ontology annotation, molecular function: oxalate transmembrane transporter activity; sulfate transmembrane transporter activity; chloride transmembrane transporter activity. The record is from RefSeq and is a predicted model, not a curated record.
AUGCAGCCACCAAGGAGCACUCACGAUUUUGAACCUAGAUACAGGGAAAAUUCUUACUCGUAUGAUGUUAAGCGAGAUGUGUACAAUGAGGAGACCUUUCAACAGGAUUACAAAAGGAAGUCUGUCUCCUCUGGGAACUUGGACAUUGACAUCACCACCUUCCGACACCAUGUCCAGUGCAGCUGCUCAUGGGAAAAGUUCCUAAAUUGCAUGCUUACCAUCUUUCCCUUCCUACAGUGGAUGUGUUUCUAUCGAUUCAAGGAUUGGCUUCUUGGAGACUUACUUGCAGGUAUAAGUGUUGGCCUUGUGCAAAUUCCCCAAGUCCUGACGUUUAGUUUGCUGUCAAGGCAACUGAUCCCUCCUCUCAAUGUCUCAUAUGCAGCUUUCAGUUCUUCAGUAAUUUAUGUAAUUUUUGGAUCAUGUCAUCAAAUGUCUAUUGGUGCCUUCUUUCUUGUGAGCGCUCUGAUGAUUAAUGUCCUGACUCUGUACCCAUUCAACAGUGGCCACCUGGUCCUGGGAACUUUCCUCAAAGAGGACUUCUCUGACCCCCUCUUCUUCACGGCCUACAACCGAUCCCUGAGUGUGGUGGCAUCCACAACAUUUUUGACUGGGAUUAUUCAGCUAGUUAUGGGCAUGUUAGGUUUUGGCUUCAUAGCAACCUACCUUCCGGAGGCAGCAAUCAAUGCCUACCUGACUGCCGUGGGACUGCACAUCAUAGUGUCCCAGAUGACUUCCAUCCUCGGGAUUAUGAUUAGCUUCCACGCUGGUCCUAUCGCCUUCUUCUAUAACAUAUUUAACUACUGUAUGUCUCUCCCAAAAGCUAAUUCCACCAGCAUCCUGCUAUUUCUAACUGCUAUUGUCACUCUGAGAGUCAACAAAUGUAUCAGAAUCUCCUUCAAUCAGUACCCCCUUGAGUUUCCCAUGGAGGCUUUCCUGGUUGUUGGCUUCAGUGCACUUGCAAGCAAGAUCAGCAUUGCCACAGACACCGGCAAGACAUUCAUGGAUAUGAUUCCCUACAGCUUCCUGUUUCCUGUAAUGCCAAACUUGGACAAUCUUCGGGACGUUGUUUUAGAUGCUUUUUCCUUAGCUUUAGUGAGCUCUUCACUGCUUAUAUUUCUGGGCAAAAAGAUUGCCAAUUUCCAUAACUAUAAUGUCAAUUCCAACCAGGACUUAAUAGCCAUUGGCAUUUGCAAUGUCGUCAGCUCAUUUUUCAGAUCUUGUGUGUUCACUGGUGCUAUUAUCAGGACAGUGAUCCAGGAUAAAUCUGGAGGAAGACAACAGUUUGCAUCUCUGGUUGGAGCAGGCUUGAUGCUGCUCCUGAUGGUGAAGGUGGAAUCCUUUUUCUACGAACUGCCAAAUGCUGUGCUGGCUGGUAUUAUUGUGAGCAACGUCCUACCCUUCCUUGAAAAUAUUUACUACCUACCCAGUCUGUGGAGGCAGAGCCAAUAUGACUCUAUUAUUUGGAUGAUGACAUUCAUAGCUGCAAUUGUCCUGGGACUGGACAUCGGACUUCUUGUUUCAGUAUCCUUUGCCUUCUUCAUGAUCACCGUUCAGUCACACAGAACUAAGAUUCUCCUCCUGGGUCAGAUCCCUAACACCAACAUUUAUAGAAGCAUCCAUGACUAUCGGGAGAUCUUGACCUUUCCUGGGGUGAAAAUCUUCCAGUGCUGCAACUCCAUCACCUUUGUCAACGUGUACGACUUGAAGAACAAGCUGUUGGAGGAGGUUGAAAUGAUAUGCAUGCCUCUGAAAGAAGAAGAGGUGCACGGGCUGUUUACUAACAGUGGAGAUGGCCCGCGUGAAGGAAGGAUCUGUCAGUGUUACUGCGACUGUGAUGAACUGGAGCCGCCACCCAGGGUUGUUUACAUCGAGCGGUAUGAAACUAAACAGGACUCCCAUCCAUCCUCUAUGAGCCUGGUUCGCUGCACACGUAUGGACAGUGGGAACACGAGCCGAUAUUCAUCUGAUGAACAAAUACCCUACACAAUGUCUUCCACAUUUCAGAAAAAUCAAGGGCAAAGCUAUGAGGAUGUUUGGGUUCCUAUUAAACCUUCUAGAAACGUCUCGAGGCCACCGCCUGAUGCUUCUGGAAGUCAGGUCAGGACUAGAUCAGAAUCGUCUUUUGUACCCAGCACCCACACCGUCAUCCUGGAUUUCUCCAUGGUACAUUUUGUGGAUGCACAGGCUGUGGUCGUAUUAAGACAGAUGUGCAACGCCUUCCACAAUGCCAACAUUAUGGUGCUCAUUGCAGGGACUCACUCUUCUGUGGUCAAGGCCUUUGAGAGAAAUGAAUUCUUUGAUGCUGGCAUCACCAAGACCCAACUGUUCCUCACCCUCCAUGAUGCUGUGCUGUUUGCCUUGUCAAGGAAGUUUCCAGAGUCCUCCGAUUUAAGCGUGGAUGAAUCUGAGACAGUGAUACAGGAAACCUACUCAGAAACAGAUAAGGAUACAGCUAGAAGACCAAAAACAAGCAGCAGUAUUUUAGAAGGUCACAAAAAUGUAAGUUCCAGCUACGCCAGGAUGCAAAGGCCCAUACUAGAGGAGGACUCAGAUCUGGACCUAGAGAUGGAGCCCAUUCUGGAGUCAGACAAUGGGCUGGAUCAGGAUCUCGAGAUGGAGCGUGAGUCAGAGCUGGAACCUGAGUCUGAGCUGGAGCCGGAAACUGAGCCUGAGCCUGAACUGGAACCUGAACCCAAACCUGAGAAUGAGCUGGACCUGGAGUUCAAGCCCAAGCCUACACCCAAAUCCAUACCAAGGCCUCAGACUUAUCCUCGGCAGCAAUACUGGCCUCCCAACUCCCCAACUCAGAAUCAGCCUAGGACACGGUCAGUGGACAAGAGGCAUCCACAUAUGAUUCCAUAUUCAUCUCAGGAGAGUGACACUGAUGAUCCCUAAGAGAUGAACUGGGAAUAAGGGUCAGAUUCCCUUGACAAAUCCUCCCAUCCAGACAGGGUCGCUUGGUCAGAAGCCCUAGAGUAGUUCCAAACCAGCAGUACUUGCUUUGGGACUCCUCCACCUGCUGUCUUUCUUCCUUGCUCAGUGUGAUCUCACUCCCAGAUCACAAUGCUAAAUACCAAGAAUUGUCUCUGAAUUCCCUAUCCAGCUCACCUCAAUUCACCUUCAGCAGAUAUUCUAAUGAAAGAUUUCCUUCUUUGUACAUUCUGCACUUCUAGUGUUUUUAUCAGAUCAUCUCUAACUUACUCCCUUUCUCCAAAGAAAUGAGGCUCAA